UCCUCUGUUCGUGCUCGCGACGUCAGUGAGCGCGGCUGCUGCAGAUGGGCGAGAGAGAAUCCGACUGUAGGCGAUCAAUAGAGGGCCCAGUGUCCGGGCCACGUGCGCCAAAAGCGACAGUGGUGGGGUCCGCGGAGGGGGCCCACCCUUCCACCAUCGUGCUCCUAGGGAGAACUCGGUGCCCACUUCCCCAGGCGGGUGGUGCAACGAUGAUCCGGGGUGCGGGGGAACGCGUAGCGAGGGUGAGCCUGGCAGGCGGAGCAGAGGGGGAGGGGUGUUGUUGCCAAACCGUGCGGCGACCGACCCCGGACUGCAGCAGUUGGGCGUCCCCUACGCUGGUGUGCUGUUCGCGAUGAACGUUGCUGCUGCUUCACCGGCCGCCGUGGCCAUUCGGAAUAUUGCUGCCUUUGUUGGACUGCUUGGCUUCGCUGCUCGGUUUGCCGUUUCAGCUCGGCGCCUCUCCGCCAUUUUCUGUUCGUGACGAACGUGUUUUGGAGUCGCUGCUGCGCACGACGAGGUGACGGUCCCGUUGUGGUGGCAGGAGCCGCGUCCACGCGGCGCCCCGCUCAGCAUUCCCUGUGGAUUACACCAAGACGGAAGAGGACAACGUUGCUUCACAGCGGAUAGUGUGCGCGGAUGCAAGUGUGCGUGUGUUUUGUGCCAUGGUGUGUGAAGCGCGGCCAUGUGAUUGAGCGUGACCUGCGUGACGCGGAGGCGGCUGCUGCCUGUGACCGCCCCGUCGUGUUUGUGCUUCCCUGCAGUACCCUAUUCCAAGAGGAUAGUGAAGUACCCUGUUCCAAGAGGAUCAUGAAGUGUGAUGUGUGAUCAGUGGUGCACCUUUGCAAUCUUCACACCUUUCGGAUACAUAAAUAAGCUGGCGUCGCACCUUCUGGCGCGAGGUCAGCUGUAAAUAGGUGCUCUGGUAAGUUCAGGAGGCAUAAUGUACGGGAAAACUAAAUGUGGGUGCGCGCGGACGUAACCGGAAGAGCACGAGCCUGUGCUGCGGAGAGCAGUGCUUUCGGUGGCCGUCGUUCUUCAACGGUCGCUGUUGCGGUCGCCGCACCUUCACACUUGGCCCACACUUAUACCCAUGCCAACAAAUACAUUUGGCGGUGUAGUAAGAAAAAGGUAAGAUAGCCGUCGAAAGGCGUAAUGGCAGUGCAAUAACCCUUAUAUUUGACACGUAGCGACAUCUCGUCGCGCGUUCAGCAACGUAUAUUCCGGAUCUUGUUUGUUGCUCAGCGUCCAGUUCCAUGCUCUUGGAGGCAAUCCGCUGUCUGUUCGUUUCUGGCUUUGACCACGGCUCGUCACAGCUGUCGUAUUCGUCCGACCUUUGGUUACUUCAUUCGAACCGCGGCUGCGCGCGGUAAGGCGAAGCGAUCGCACGGCGACCGUUUGGCUUUGCCGUUCGCUCAUCUGCAGCUUCUCUGCUUCUGUAAUACUCGGCACUUAUUCAUGUGUAUGCAUUUUUUUUUUAACCGUUGUUGAACGAAAUGUUUGGCGUGCGCUCUCAGUAUACAGAUCAUGCGGUGUGCUAUUCUUGGCGGAGUGUGCUCCUAGCGUUAAUUUCAUUUUAAAAAUAAAAAGAGAGAAAGAACUGCGGGAAGUUUGCACUAAGUCGCGCAAAGCUUGGCACGGUGAAGCUGGUCGUUCCUCAAGUCUUCUGGCUAACGCCGGUUACUUUCUUUCUAUCUUGUUUUCUCUCUCGUUAGGUAUUUCUCUCUUUUUCUUUGAUUCUCUGCUUUUCUGUGGUUACUUUCUGUCUUUCUAUCUCUCUUUCGUUCUUUCUCUCUUUCUUUGAUUCUCUUGUACGUCUUUCUCUCCUUCAAAGAGAGAAAGAAAGAGUCUGUUUUUCUUCCCUUUCUUUCUGUCGAUUUCGCUCUUUAUCUAUCUUUUUAUGCUAUAUGUUUCUUUAUUUCUUUGAUUCUCUGUCUUUCUCCCUUUCUCCCUUUCUCUUUCCUUCUUUCUAUCUAUUAGUUCAUUUGCCUUCUUAAUUUUUAGUGGACCAGCAGUGAGUAGUGGGAUUUGCCCAAUUUCUGUGGCACAUAACCGUUCACGAUGACGAUAGUUCUUUGUGGUCAUCCCGUUUACCUCGAGCUUUAACAGCUUCGAUGUUUAAAAAGUCGAUUGGGCAAGUUGGAAAAGACGUUCAAGCACUCAAGAAAUUGCGAGGCGCUCGAUGUCAGCUGUCAGUGGGGUUGUGUCGGCUCUUAGCAGUGCGUCACUGCUUGGCGUCAAAAAACACCAGCGAGAAAAUGUAUGGAUGCCGUUUUCCGCUGUCGGGCUUUGUGAGCAUUACUGAGACGGGGGAGAGAAAACUGGAAUGAGGGGGUAUAGGCGAAAGCCGCGACUCGGACCUGCCUGCGUGAUUUGCUAUUAAUAGAACAGUUGCGCACGGCGACCUAAAGUACGGCAUGCAUGUUUGUGUGCGUACAGAAAGACUGGGGCGAUGCAUUGAAAGACGCUUCUCUCAGUUACAACAGGCCGCCUGUAAUGACAGCUGCCAUUUUGUAAAGAAUGUUUCCCGACUUGACUUCUGACAUAUUGCUCGCGAAAAGAAAACGAAGAAAAGGAAAGCGCAUCUGUGGAGGAGACGGAUAACGUAAACAAAAUGUAACAAUAGGACGGCCGGCGCGAGCGGAUCAGGUUAAAUACAUUUGCGUUAUGUGCAUGCUUGUGCGUACUGUUAUUACAGUAUGCACAGGAAUGUGCAACGCCUGGGUGUGCUGUAACGACGGGUGCGUGGGGAACGUUGAUCUGCUCGGCCACCCGACGCUUGGCUGGCGCUUUUUUCAGCAGUGGGCCGGCGGCGAGCGCGCUCUCACUUCGCGUUGUUGUUCGUAUCUGUAAAGCGCGCGCAUAUGGUUUUUUUUUUUUUUUCCUAUGUGUAUCAGCGUGAAUUAUAGGACGAUGAACUGAUGUGCCCCCAAUUAUUCUCUUCUUGUUUCGUGAAACCCCUGCUUUCGAUACAUGAUUGCGCACGAACGCCUCACCUAGAAUAUAUCAGACGACGAGCAGUGACAUUGUAGUUUUAUGCGUGAGUUAACAAAAAUUCUGGAGUUUUGCGUCGUGCCAAAGCAUCGAUGUGAAUACCAAGUUUCCUUCAUAUUUGGGGGCCCCAAGGUUAAUUUUGACCUCCUUCGGUGCCUUCACGAGCACGGGCGCGUUACUUUUAUUAUUAUUAUUAUUAUUAUUAUUAUUAUUAUUAUUAUUAUUAUUAUUAUUAUUAUUAUUAUUAUUAUGUGGGGAGGUGCCCCCGCCCCCUUCGCACCGUUUUUAUCGCCCUACUCCUUAGCACGAGAUUGAGUAGCAAGCAUACAGCAUAUCUUUACGUUGUACGUCCGAUGAACUGUCGUCUCGCCUGUGCGAACAGGACAAAUGACCUUGAAAUUUCAACCUUUUGUUUUACUUGCCUCUAAUAAGUAUAAUAAACAGCCUUUCCUCAAAAGUGUUCCCCCUCUAUUGAACAUCCCCGAGAGAGGCUAUUUGUAUUAAAAAUAUUGAUAAUAAAGAGGCGAGCAAAUGCGUGCACCUGCUGUCUUUUCCUCGCACAGUAUAAGGCUAAACGUUACUACAAGACGCAUUCAGUGCUACCUUUCCUGAGGAAUAAUUAAUAAAUGUGGUGCUUCCGUUGCGCUGUAAUCCGCAGUAUACCGCCACACGUGCCAUUUAAUGCUGCAUUGCCCGAUUCACCUUGAGAUCGCACCACAUUUGAAAGGUCUUCCAUCGAGCGGCCCCGUCCACCUUGGCCGGCUCUCAGGGCCGCUAUUUUGUGGCCAUGCAUUUUCCGAUGCUAAUGCCUUUUCGCGCUUGACCGUAGUGGUCAGGGCGCCGGCCCGAGCACGUUAUCGACUGGAUCAGGCGACCGUGAGCGGUGGAUGAUAAGACCAGAAUCGAGCAUAACGCAUCGCUGCAAAAUGUCGUAUGUACUGGCUGCCGCGAACCUAUAAUGCUCCAAUUUGUUUUUAAAAAAAGUGCGUCGUUGUAAUUUUUUUUUUCGUUUCAACAUUUGUCAAUGUAAACCGAAAGGAAACGUCUUUCUCAUUAAGAAGACAAAGUUGUUUGCAUCUUUUUUUUUUUAUGUCCUUUUUCUCUGAAACAGAGCGGGAUCGAUAUUUUCAGCGAUGUUUUCGGGAUUUUAUCGAACAAGAUCCAGAAUGCUUUCAUUUUCUGCUGUCGGUGAGAUAAAAACUUCCGCUCGUGGACACUGUAAGCCCCGUCUCUCUCUAUCGGCGCCCAGCUUCGAAGUUUCUAUUGUCCUGAGGACCUUUAGCGCUUCCGCUAGCUGCCAUUUCUUACGAUCACCACGCUCUCUACUUUGCCGGUAUACGAACGCUGCAGUCUUUAUUAAAACUUUUGAAGGCUCACUGCGCGUGUGAGAAAGUAAACAAGUCUCACUUCGUUCGUCCUCUUACCGAUGCGGCUACACCCCCACCCCCCCUUGCUUCCCUAAUUUCUCUCUGCCUGCUUUCUAGUAUAUCAGUUAUGAUAUACUAUAGGCCAUAAAACGCACUGAGGAAGCACACGCGCUCAAUUAUAUAUAGCGCUGACGUAUCGCGUUGCGAUAGUCGACGAAUUCCAUAGACAUCCGGCGCGAGUUAAAAAUGACCGUUUUUCACUGUAUACUGCACAACCGCAUUUUCUGGCCGCGUGAAUACACCGGAGCAAAAAAGUAAAAGACAGACGCGAUAGACACGUCACUGCGCGCUUGGCUCGUGAACGUGAAAGCGUAGCGCUAUAUAGGCCGAUACCUGCAGCCCUCGCGCUUACUGCUUAUCCUGUACUCGCAUUGCUUGUUUCGAGAGAGAAAACACAGUGGGACGACGGAAAAAUACUGUGAAGCAACAAUUGUUAGCUUACACAGAUGUUAGCUUACAAUAGAUUGUUUCAAGCCUAGCACGGACGUUUUCGGUUAUGCACACGCGCGCGCAGUCACAGUUGGACAUUCAUGUUCUUACCACGGGCACUUACACAAACAGCUAUCUGAGAAAUAAUUGAUCGGCGCGUUUUGGCCAUUGCUUCCAUUGAAGAACAAUUUAACGUGCGCGCACGCAUACAUGCGCAGAGACAGAAAAAAAAUAAAACAUAAAAAUGCGUAUGGAGAGAGACCGAGAUUAUGUAGAGCCGUUCUGUUUCGAUGCUAUGUUUCUCUCUUUUCUCUCUUUCUUUCUCUCUCUCUCUCUCUCUCUAUCGUUUAUAUUACCGGGAUCGGUCAGUUCUUCGUUCUAAUGUAAGUAACAAUUAGACAGUGCGCCUGCGUACAUUUCUUGUGCAGACGUGUACUGUGUGGGCUAUGUCAGGCACUUUCCCGCCUUUUUUUUUUUUUCGUAUCUUCUUUGUAAUAGUAGCCUGGAUGUAAUGAAAUGCGUAUAACUAGACAGCCAAUGCGAGGAGGGUCGAGGUCAGCAUUAUGGUCGUGCGGUAGGCAACCCCGCACUGGUGGUUACAGAGACUUGCACUACCGUGAUCGAAGGAGCUCAGCAGUUACGAAGUCCGCCGCGGUGGUACAGGGUGCUUGGCUGCUAAACCGAACGGCGCGGGCUGAACACGGGCCGCGGUGGUCGCAUUUCGAUGGCGGCGAAAUGCUAGAGGUACGUGCACUGUGCGAUGUCAGUGCACGUUAAAGAACCGCAGGUGGCCAAAUCAUAAGCCUUCUGCUGCGGCGUCUCUCAUAGCCUGAGUCGCUUGGGGACGUUAAAACCAUAAAGCAACCAUCAGUGCGAAAAGAAAGAAAGAAAGAAAGAAAGAAAGAAAGAAAGAAAGAAAGAAAGAAAGAAAGAAAGAAAGAAAGAAAGAAAGAAAGAAAGUUACUCGUGCGCGCACGUUCGUCAUGACAUUUGAAAAUUAAAAAAAUCGUUUCCAAGUGCACACAAUGUUCGUGCCUUUCCCGGAUUCCUGAUAUCAAAAGCUCGUUUCAGCAGGAAAUAUGUUUCCUGCUUAAAGGGCCUCUAAAAAGCCUUUGAAAAUGCAAACAACGAGCGCGUUAUUCUCUCCUGCAGCGUUUCUCGUGUUUCUGGCGCACUUCGUGACGCAAGAACAGUGAUUCACGUGACGUUAUUACGGUACAUACUCUCGAUGGUCCAUAUACGUGAAAUAUCAGUUAUGAAUUGUCUCCUACACUGCUUUGCCAUGCAGCCGCGCACCCGUUCACUCUUAAAAAAAAGUUCGUAAAAAGGUAGUAACUGGAAGGAAAAUGUUAGUAACAGCCACUGUUACUAACUCUCUGAGACAGUUACUAACCAUUUACAAACUCGAAAGCAACAGGCGUGUUGUUACUACCCAAACAGCCAAGUUACUAACUCGAGUUAGUAACAAAAAGCUACUUUGCUUAUAACCCUUCACAGUGCUGCAAAAACAUGCAUUCACUCACUGAGUGAAAGUUUUUAAUAUAUUUUAAUAUAUUUUCUCAAACCCUUCUCGUAUUCACUUUUUUUGAUCAUGGCUUGAAGACAUAUAAUUUGUACGGCCAACAUUUUUAGAGGAAUUGAUAUUUGAGUCUGAUUGCAUGUCGCCCGAAAUUUUAUGCUGUCGUGCACUCUUAAAAAAAAGUUAGGGAAAAGCUUGUAACCACGAGCAAAUAGUAACAACUGCUGUUCCUAGCUUUCUUGGACCAUUACUAACGUUUUGCUACCUUUUUACUACCUACGUUAGCAGGCACUUAAAAGUUGCAACGGUUACUACCUCUUGCGUACCGUUACUAACUUUUUGCGAUGCACCUGUUAAAUGAACUUGUUAAACGAAUCAUAGAAGUUAUUAUUACGAGCUCUUUACAACCUAUUCACUAGCACGGGGAUCCAUGCAAGAUCAUUGAGACGAUAUUAGUAAGCUGAGUACCCCGUGUUUGGGUCUUGUAUAUUAGGCAAUGUUGAGGUGAUAUUACCCAAAAUAUACAUAACAUAUUGAUUGUCUUAAUAUACUUGAUUAAAAGUCCUACGCUACGUUACCUCGUGCACCUAAUAAAAUUGUACGCUAUAUAAAUAUAGUUGCGUAACUUUAACUAUUUCUCCUAAAGCCUAGCUGCUCACCGGCACCAGCUGCGUACCCCAGAGCUAGGGCUAUAUAUACUCCUGGAACCGCUUAUGAAUUAUACGUGCCGUGUAGCCUUGUCGUUGUGUAUGUGUGCUGUUCUGAUUCAUGACGUACUGUGCAUAAUUACCUAAUGAUAUACUGCAAUGUUGAUGCUCGCGAAUUUGACCGUUAUAAAAACAAGGGACUCGUGAUGCGAAAUGAUCACGGUUACUAAUUUUUUUUGGUAGUAACCGUUACUACCUAUUUUGCUAGGUAGCAACGAGAAGGGUAGUAACAGCUACAAGUGCGUUUGUAACGGCGAGGGUAGUAACGGUUACUAACCUCCCUGUUACUAACCGCACUUACUAACAGGGUAGUAACAUAUGUGACAAGUAGUUAGUAAACCGAAGUUAGUAAGUACUACAACCUUUUUUUUAAGAGUGUUCUUCUUUGUCGUGCAUGACUAUCGUGCGCGAUCGACUGUUCUCGCUUUAUUUUGUGUGUUUUCGACUGCGCAAGCGGAGAUAACAGCGUGUGUAACCGACAAGCGCGAAAUCCCGAUAGGCUCCGCGCUUCGUACUGGCAUUGUGCACCCGCCUUUUAAGAAAUAAGUGGCGAGGAGGAGAUGUCGCCCGUAGGAAGGGCAGUGAAGGCGAAGCUCCCUCGUCUUGUAACUCUAAAGGAAUGGUUAGGAGCCCUUCUGCUGAAUGACUGAACCGACUCAUUCAUGCGAAUUUGCCUUUUAAAGGUUAAGAAUUCCUGCGCGUGCACUGAAUGUGAGCGUCUCCGACUUGAUAAAUAUCAGUGGCUGAGCGAGCGAUGACAGUCUAUCUGCACCUCAACAGCCCGGCGUAACGUGACCCUAUAGUAGAAACGUCACGUGUGACGUUUUUAUUAGAGCGGCACGUCGCUGUCGAGACUGAUUCUGGCAGUAGUGAUGCUGGCAAAAUAGUGAGAGCCACGAAGCGGCACGGCGUAGGUUACUGGCCCCCCAGCCACACGAGCCAGCCACUUGCACUGUCAAAACAGCGACACUUAUGCAACGCCAGGCAGAACGUUGCCUUUUCAUUGCAGUUGUACGGCGGUAAUACGACGUCACCCGUGACGUUUCUGCUCAGGUCACGUGACCACGAGUUGAGGCGCAAUGGGCGCAAGUAUACACUCCCGAGAGAGAGCCCCCCCCCCCUUUUUUCGUCGCCAAAAUUUCUUAUCUGUAUUGUAAUUCUUUCUGAUUGAUGCAAGAAUAAAUUAUGAGCCGGCGCCCAAUUUAUACCUUAUUAAUCGUACGUAGGCCCACCGCCAAUGUGUAGGGUAUCGCUUUACAAAGGCACCUCUAGGGGGGAAAAAAAAUCAGGAGAGAGGAAAGGCAGGGAUGGUAACCAGUUCAGAAUAAACGGUAUGCUACCCUGCACAGGGGAAGGGAUGGGGGAGUUUGUGUGAAAUAGGUAUCACUGGUGGCCGUACAAUCACGGUGCCUCCAGCAGUCGACGUUGACUUCAGAUAAUGUGAUAAAAGUUCUAAGAAGCCUCUUGACGACACACCUGAUGCAUCCUUAAAGUCAAUCCACCCAAAGCUUUUGAUACUGUCACUAAUACAUGUCCGCACUUGAUCAUGAGACAGCGAAUCGACGGCACGCAUAACAGUGACAGACAUUUAUUUUCAAUGCUCUGCUGUCGUGCAUGACCGCAACGAACUUACCACAAGAGCAGAAUUAUGCUCUCAACUAAUUCCUAAACCUCAAAAAAGUAUUCCUGCUCAUUAAAUUCCUUUUUUUUAAUCUAAUUUAGUUUACCAGUUUUCGGCAUUACCAGCUUCGGCGCACGCGCGCACACACACACACACACACACACACACACACGCACGCACGCGCGCACACACACACACACACACACACACACACACACACACACACACACACACACACACACAAUAAUGACGAAGCAUUAUUUUAUGGCACUUGCAUGAUACCGCACCUACCAAUUGUUGCAGCUCAAGGAGGGGGUGAAUUGCAAAACCGCUCGUGUACUCUCAGGUUUAGGAGUACGUUAAGGGACCCACCCCGGCCGAUCAAGAUUAAUCCGAUGUUCCGCGCUCUACGGCGUGCCUCGUAAGCAUUUGGUGGUUUAUCGUAUGAUUUAACUCAACGUGACAUGUGCAUGAUCGCCCGACGCUUCGAUUAAAUGGCAUUGUACUUCGUCUAUACCGAGCCGUACAUGCAUGUCGAUACUGUUCACGCGCGCAGCAGUUUUUCUAACAAAACAACCACUGAUAGUGCUCUCGGCUGCGCUCCUUUGUGCUGCUUAAAAAUUGCACACAUAAGGCUCGCGUGAAGGCGUGAGAGCUCACUCAACUUCAUUUGCACACUGUUAGUUUUGGCGCCAUUUCAGCGUCUUAGAAUAUCUUAGAAUGUCAGCCAGACACAUGCCUUUCAAAGAUGUUUACAUUUACUAAAUGUGCCAAGUGUCGCAAAUCGCGUCAAGGAUCCGUCGCGUAGAGAUUUCUGCAAGCACUGUAUUCGAAAUCGGGUGACGCAGUACUGCAACGCGGGCACUGCGGCAUUGCAUGCUGUAAUAUAUGCGAUAGGUGGUCGUCCCGGACGGGCCAGGACUGCUGGAAAAGCUGCGGAUAUACGCCAAUGGUUCGGGCAGUCCAGGACCUCAAAUCAUGCCCUCUCCUGGUAUACCAAGCUCGUAAUGCGCUUCCUUGUGCCACGCGCCUUGUAGAUAAUCGCCUGCCGCGCAGCUCGCCGUCCGCGAUACGCAACAAGGUCACGCUGUAUAAAUUUCGUCAUGGUGUGAGCGUUCUCCCGCAACGUUUCCUCUUGCGCAACCGGCAAGGACUCGCGCGAUAAAAGACUCGCGAACCCCUUCGUCACAUUGUACAGCUGGGCAUGGCCGACUCAGCCGAGACACAAGCUGUACGCGAUCGGGAAAUUUGGGCGCGAACAGUUGUUCUAUUGCAGCUAUAAAAGUUCAUUGGCAUUUGUCUAUUCUUCUUUCCGGCUAAUCUCGCAAGGAUAAUUGAUGAACGCUCACAGCUGCUUGCCGAUGAUCCUGAAAAUCUGUAUAUUCUGCCUUUUGUGUUGACUGCUGCCGCCGCGCCCUUUUUAAAUGGACAUAUUAUCUGUGUCACUACUGCAACGCGACUGGCAGCGCUAUUGCUUCCUGUGCGAACAUACGUGAAAAAUAAUGGCUUUGGCUGCGUUCAUGUGAACUGCACGCCGCAUUAGACGAGCAUUAUUAUUAUUAUUAUUAUUAUUAUUAUUAUUAUUAUUAUUAUUAUUAUUAUUAUUAUUACAAUCGAAUCAAUUACUGUAGUAACCGUACUUCACACUUUUGCUGUGAUUUUCGUGCUAAAAUGAUUUUGGAAAUGGGAAGUACACUAGAAAUUGCAUUAGUAAGUAAAAUUGUAUUAAUAAUUAAUAUAAAUUGUAUUAUUUCUAAUAAUAUAUUAAUAGCAGUCUACAUCAAGAACGUAGCAGAUUAUCAUGCCCGAAGCGCCGGCUCCUCGUAGCGUAUACAGAGCGACGACAUGUGUUCGCGCGCAUAUACCACUUAUAACGUGAUAUAACCUAACCGUAUCGCAGCAUCGACUGUGCUAUUGGCUCGCCUGACCUCUUGAUAAAAAGUUCUGCCGGAUGGAUUUCAGGCAGCUUUCGCCUUCGCUCCUUCCUUCCUUUCACGCUUCGUGUAAAAAAUAAGACAAAUAACGUAGCUCAUAACGUAGCAGUAACUCCCCUACAGCCGAGGACGUAAGUGAUGGCACUUCAAAUCUGAAACGCCCUUCUCGUAACGUAUACAGCAGCAGCUAGGUGGCCGGACUCGCGCAUCGCUAGGUAUUCUGACGCCAGAAUUGCGCAAGACCGAUGACCUUUUUUAUUUUGAAUUAGUUUUGUUAAUUUAGAUUAUAAUUAUCCCAAUGAACCUAUGGCGCAAUGCAUGCUUCGCAUCAAUCGUAGUGUACUAAACUUUAUCUAAGUGAAGUUCGCCGCUAGUCAUAACUUUUGCCUCGGGACCACGAAGAACUCUAGAGAGAAGGUGUAUAUCGUAGAUGCAAAAUCAAUCAAUGGAACAAAAAUUACGUCAGGAGGCCAUUGUCCACGGCUGUGUGACAUCGGAUGUGUUAGAUCGGAUCGAAUGUGUUAACACGGCUGUGUUAGAUCUCCGCGCGGCUGCGGAGGUGCGGCGAAUACAAACAAACGUUGGGCGAGCCAGGAUGGUUGGUGGCUUCGUGCGCGAAGUGCUGGAGAUGACGACGUCAUCUCACUGCUUCGGAUACUUGUUGAAGCGACAGGCAACGCGAACCGUUCGCUCACCUCGCGGUGUGCGCUGUUCGUCACCCCGCCGUCGUUAACGCAGAUCUAUAGCUGUCAUUGAAUGCCACUGACUGUGACGACCCCAGGAACGUCGCUAAACGCAGCAGAUAUAUAUAGCUGUUCAUAUUUGCUUGGGCGCGCGACACCACGCUCGAUAAUUUAAUUAGCUGGCGAAUAUUUACUGCAAUAUACGUGUAGCCGACAAAACUAGCAAUUCGCGUGUUUGUUGUCUGACACAUUGCUGCCAUUAUUCAUGCUCCCCUUUCUGGCGAAACUGCCGCAUUUGUUUUUAUAAUGACGCUGCAUUUUGCGACAGCAUCGCACGCUCAGUCCGAUGUCUAGAACGCACGCGUAAACAUUUCCCGCUCAUGACGCUUGAAUGAGCAUGGCUGUUAAGUAUACUUGACAUUUGAAUGCUGAUAUGAACGAGGCCGAGCAAACCACACGAAUAUAUAUAUAUAAGUAUAUAUGUUGACGCACGCAUACUAUUUGUCUGUUAGGUCAAGUGUCCAGUCGCGUACACCCAGUGCAUGAUGGUGCUGCAUAUUGUCGUCCUGCUAGUCUAUUCGGGCAAUCCUGUCUAAAUGGGGGAACGACGACGAAGUGUGCAUCUUGCACAGCGUUUUGUUUACCGGGUGACAGUUUUUGGUGAUUUUUCAUGUUCCUCGCGUAGCCAUCGGUAUUUUAUUUGGCUACACUGGAAGUAGACUGGCCUUCACACCCUCCAGGCAUGCCUCCGCCGUCGGCGGGCCCCUCGAGGAAACGGAACAGCGAACUCAGCGAUGCCGACAGUGAGUCCACCGAACUGUAUUCGGCAAACAGUGACGAUUCCGACGAUGAAUUCACGCCUGUUUACAGUCGUAAACCAAAACGACGAUCUAUGGGUGCUUCACCAGCUUCAAUCGCAUCUACUGUGAAGCCGAAGCAGGCUUCAAUGAACUACACCGUCUUAUUUGUGCCUGUUUCGCCAUCGGACAAUCUGAGACACUUGAAUCGGCAGACCAUCUCGAGGAAACUCGAGUCUCUGGCUCCAAACGAAAUCAAGGAUGUUCGAGUCAACCCCCGCAAGAAUGUCUUGGCUAUCGACGUUAUACACCAGGCAUCUCUGCUUGCUCUGACCAGGGUCACAGACUUCGACGGUAUCAAGGUUCGAGCUCACCUUCCACUUAACAAGGACAUGGUGGUAGGUGUAAUAUACGAUGUCGACAUCUCCAUUCCUUGUGGCGACCUUGCAAUGCUCAUCAAAGAAGUUAGUGACCAUAGCAACAUCGUCCAAGUCUCACGUCUGGGCAACUCGCGUUGCGUAAAGAUUGUCUUCAAAGGUGACAUAUUGCCAUCCCACGUGAAGGUGGGACAUUUUCGUCAUGUGGUCCGUCCGUUUACACCACGACCACUCCAGUGCCGUAAAUGUCAAAAAAUGGGCCAUGUCAGCGGAGUUUGCAGGAACGUGGCGAUUUGCCCCCGCUGUGCAGAGCCACACAAUGCGGAAUCCUGCCGAGCAACUGCCCUGAAGUGUACCAACUGCCAUGGAUCACACGAAGCCUCAUCAAGGGACUGUCCAUUAGUGAAAAAAGAAUGGAGUGUCAUGAAACAGAUGGUGCGGGACGGCUCGACGCACAAAGAGGCUGCUGACGUGGUGAGAAAUAGACAACGACGCUCGCGUCGGCGACGAAGGUCUAAAACUACUGCUACCCAAUAUGGACGGACAACGCGAUCUCCUACUCCGACAGAUCGUCAGACUUCUCUUAAGCGACAGCUACCACCACUGCCGCCACCACCACCGCCCAAUGCAUCACAAUUGGAGAGCCGGAAAGACGCAGAAGCUUUGAAAGCGGCGGCGGAUGUCGCGUGGCCCUCACUGCCACCACUGAGCACUCAUAAAGAGCCGAUGCAGAAUGCCCCACGGUCUGCUUCAUCGUCCACAGAUGACUGCCACGACAAGAACCUACAAGUACUCGCUGUGUUGAGGUCUCUCAUGACCACGAUGCGCACUCUCCUCAACGGAAUGACAACUCCGUCAGCUCAAUGCGCUCUGCAAGUUCUCGAUUCCUUGGAGCCAGUCCUUGCAAGCCUUUUUUAACAUCUCGCGGAGGAACUGAUGUUAAAUAUUUCUCCGUUGUGACUGUCUGUGUGUAUGCGGUGAACACUGACGUGUGUGCGCGUAUUACUUGUUCCCUCUUUCCUC
This is a messenger RNA of Rhipicephalus sanguineus (brown dog tick), 13508 nucleotides long. RefSeq lists its product as uncharacterized. The record is from RefSeq and is a predicted model, not a curated record. The coding region runs from base 12054 to 13403 and encodes 449 amino acids. Lineage: Eukaryota; Metazoa; Arthropoda; Arachnida; Ixodida; Ixodidae. The transcript is spliced from 3 exons.